Molecule: messenger RNA, 3941 nt
Organism: Lytechinus variegatus (green sea urchin)
Lineage: Eukaryota; Metazoa; Echinodermata; Echinoidea; Temnopleuroida; Toxopneustidae
Gene: zranb1
Product: ubiquitin thioesterase zranb1-like
Exons: 7
Coding region: 143-2155 (670 amino acids)
Biological process (GO): protein K33-linked deubiquitination; protein deubiquitination involved in ubiquitin-dependent protein catabolic process; protein K29-linked deubiquitination
Cellular component (GO): cytoplasm; nucleus
Molecular function (GO): cysteine-type deubiquitinase activity; K63-linked polyubiquitin modification-dependent protein binding
Source: RefSeq, a predicted model, not a curated record
AUAUUUGGGUUACAUAAAUCGGCAACAUUUAAAAGGAAAGAAAAACAACACAGAAUGAGCAACAGAAGAUUUAAUGAAUUUCGGGAUUUUGGGCUCAUAUACAGGAGAUUCCUGAUUCAAGACAGUUGACAAAAGGUGCAGGAUGACUGAGAGUCACCCAAAAUGGACAUGUGAUUACUGCACUUAUCACAACUGGUACAGCUCUAUCAAAUGCACCUUGUGUCAUGCACCAAAACCUGUACAACUCAUCACAUCACCGACACAGGAUAGUUCCUCCACAUCCCUUGUCGAGGAGCAGAGUGAUAGUAGCCCUAGACGCCUUAUCCUGCCAGAAUCUGAUAAUAGUUCCCCUAAGUGGCCAUGCAAGGCAUGUACUUAUUUGAAUUGGCCGCAGGCAGCCAAAUGUGCUCUUUGUCACACUGCAAAGGGGACUGGACCACCUGGAGAUAACAGCAAAAGUCGUGGUCAGCCACGUCUCAAGACUGUUCGCCCCACGGUGGGUCAGCAGAACGUCAACAAUGACCGCAAUCGAACUAUAUGCAAUAGUACAAAAAAGUGGAUAUGCUCUACGUGUACUUAUGAGAACUGGCCCAAAGCAAAGCACUGUGUUUUAUGUAGCUGUGCACGCCAAAAGCAGAGCCCUGACUCAAGUGUUGGAGCGGGAAGCACUUUGAUUGAGGAGAAUCUGAGGAAUGCUGGUGCAUCAAGUCGUACAUCUCCCACCAGUUCACCACCUCGUAGUCCAGGUCCAACUAUCUCUAAUGUCAAAGUGCCUGUCAUUGGGGCCACCUCAACACCCGGUCAUGGUACCAUCAAUGUUGAUCAAGAGAAACGCAUCAAGCUUAUCCGUAGGAGAUUGAGAAAGUCUGAUUGGCUGUUCCUAAAUGCUUGUAAUGGUGUAGUGGAUGAUGACCAUCAAGCAGUAGAAACAUAUUUAACAUCAGGUGGAAAUCCAACCAGAACACUUACUGCUGAUGAGGUUCUUUUACUCAACCGAUCUGGUGUCUUUGAUGUUGGUCUUACCCUUGCCCAUCUUGCUCUGCGUUUCAGGAGAGAAGAUCUGCUGGCUGUUCUGCUUUCUACAGAUAUUAGUAGUGCCCAUGCUGUCAAGCGACCACCAUCUCAAGUUUGCCCUGAACUUGCCGCUGACAUCCGGAGAGAGGUUGCAAAGUCGAUACGACAGAGAAAAGGAGACUUUCCUUGCUAUUUUGUUACAGAUAUUAUAACUUUUAUUCUACCUGGAGAAAUCAACUACCUCCCACUAAUGGUGCGCAAUCAACUAAUGGAUGAACUGCUUGAUCAAGAUGCACAGAAAGAGCUAGAACAGGAAUCUCCCAUUAUCAAUUGGAGUAUGGAAGUUGCAGACUCCAUGGGAAGCCGUCUUUAUGCACUAUGGAAUAGGACUGCUGGUGACUGCCUACUGGACUCAGUACUCCAAGCUACCUGGGGUGUCUUUGAUACAGACUCUGUGCUUAGAAGGGCAUUGGGGGAUAGUCUAAAUGAGGGAGCACAUAGGUUCUACAGUCGUUGGAAGGCGUAUGAAGCCAUGCAUGUUGAGAGCAUGCAUUUCAGCUUAGAUGAUGACCAGUGGUUGAAUGAUUGGUCACUUAUGCUUAGUCUUGCCGGUCAACCAGGAGCUGCCUUGGAACAGACCCAUAUCUUUGCUCUGGCCCAUGUUCUACGUCGACCAAUCAUUGUCUAUGGAGUCAAGUUUAUUAAGAGCUUCCGUGGAGAGAAUCUUGGCUUUGCACGCUUCCAAGGUGUGUACUUGCCAUUGUUAUGGGAGCCUAGUUUCUGUUGUAAGUCACCCAUUGCCCUAGCUUAUACCAGGGGUCAUUUCUCAGCCCUCGUAGCCCAGGAGUCUGGAUCAGAUGAUAACCGUGGUGCUGGCGCCAAUCUGGACAGCAGUGAUGAUAGCCAGACUAUUUACCUCCCCCUCACUGACAGUGAUGGCAAGCUUCUGCCCAUUCAUUUCAUUACUCCUCUGGAGGUUGGAACCGAGGAGCGCCUGUUGAAUGAAUGGCUGGAUUGCUGCUACACAGCUGGUGGUACCUUUGUGGCACAACAGGUUCACCCUCGGCACCGCCCUGUCAUCAUUGGCCAGAUGAUAGAGGAAUGGCUUCAACGCUACCGCAGGAUCGCACAACAAAUAUGAUAGAACUCGUCUCUAUCAGAAGUAGAAGAAGCUCUUCACUGCCUAGAAGAAUAGUGUGAGGCUGUUUCCACAAACCUGUUAGUAAUAUCAACCUUGACAAAAGAGUGAUGAGGCAUUUUCACAAGCUACAUUGCUAGACGGGAUUUAUGGUAUUCUCAUCCGUUUUACAGGUACUCGACUGUAGUCAUUCAUCAGGUACAAGAUUGAACUUCCAGAUCUUGGUGAGGGUUCCAAUUGAAAUACUAUGUAUUCUAGAAAGAAAGUUCUCGCUAAAUAGAAGCAGACCUGUGGACUGUAUCUAGAAAAUUUAUUUUCAGAAAAUAGACUGGGUAGAUUAUAUAAUGACAUCCUAUUUUUGGAAUUGGUUUGCUGGUAUGUUGCGGGAUGAUGGAUCACAACAUUUUUCUUGUGGUUUGCCCAGUCCCAUUCAUAAAGGAAAAAUGAUUGUCUCAAGUUUGAUGAUUAGCAAAGCUUUGCAGUGCUGUUUCCAUUGUCUCAAAAUGGUGUUUGAUCUAGCUAGGAUGGAAGGUGCAUGUACAUGUAUCUGGGAGUAGGUUGUUCUUAGGAAAAGUGAAGGUAUCGACAGUGGUGAUUGAUCAAGCCAAUGGCCUUGAAUUAUAAUUUAUGAUCAGAUAUGGAAAAAUUGUAAAAAAACAACAACUCUUUUUACCAAUGAAAUUGACACUUGUUAUGUUGGUUUGAAUGACAUUAGAAUUUAGGGAAAAAAUUGAUUAUUUUUAUUUUGAUUGUUCAAGAAAUUUGGAAAAUAUGUUUUAGAGAUUAUGUGAGGAGGACCGGAGUCUUAUUUUUCUACUGUAGUUCUUACUUGUUAUGGAUGUUCUUAAUUGACUACCCAUUUCCUCUUUGGAUGUAAAUUGAUUCAGAGUUAAAAGGUCUUAAGAGCAAACAUAUGUCAACAAUAAUUCCUAGGAAGAAAUAGAAAAAGUACAGAUCUAUGCUGAAUAUAUUUUGUACAAUUAGUAUGUUUGAAGAGUAGGAAGCCAGCGAUGAAACUGCUGUGAAUUAGAAUUGAUUUCAUAAUCUGAUAUAUGAAGGGAUGUCUAUAUUAGGGAAUUUUUCAUUUGAACAGUUACCAUGUAGACCCCUCUACCACUUUAUAUGGAAAUUUUCUGGACUGUUUCAUUAACCAUUGAUCUUAUUUAUACAAAGACUAUUUAUAUACAGGUGAACAUAUUUUGAUAUUCAACAGAUUUUCUCAGAAGUAAUGUGAAGUAGUGUGUUGUAAUUAUUUAAGUAAGGGAGAAUGAUGUGACUUAUUAAAACUAUUUUGCAUUGAGAGGCAUUUGCAUGCUGCAUGUUGAGUACAUCCCUGCAUGCUGUUUUACAAUUUAUGAGGUAAAUGUUGCUGAAUUACAUAUUAUUGCUGUCAAAUGUAUGGCUUUGUUGUGAUCUAGAGACAAGACUGCUUAAUUGCAUGAACAUACAAGCAAUUACCAAUGGGUUAAAGUGAUGAAAUAAUAUUGUUUAAGUAGAAAAAUUUGCAUCUUAUGAAAUGAGUGGUGUACAUAAUCUUUUCCUAAUUAAUUAUCAACAAUACCUGAAAUUUAAAGACAAAAUGUCAUUAACUAUCUAAAAUAAAGCAUCAAAUAAUCAAGGUGUGUCCUUUCCUGUGCCAGUGUGAGUGUCCAGGGGCAUAUAUGAAGCUGCUGAGGCAGCAUUGUGUGACAAUUUCAGAAUUCUUAAUGGCUCGGUGGUACUCUAUCGAGCCAGGAGUUUCUAUCAUAAAUAUUGUGAUAUAUGCAUAAUUUGUGAAGCUUGAGUGAUU